Molecule: messenger RNA, 1755 nt
Organism: Melampsora larici-populina 98AG31
Lineage: Eukaryota; Fungi; Basidiomycota; Pucciniomycetes; Pucciniales; Melampsoraceae
Exons: 2
Coding region: 1-1755 (584 amino acids)
Cellular component (GO): nucleus
Source: RefSeq, a predicted model, not a curated record
AUGUCUAACUCAUCAGAGAUUCCAAUCCCAAUUGCUUCUAGUUCAACAUUUCAAUCUACUUCAUCUUGCUCAAAGAUCUCAACUUCUGUCCAGAUGUCGGAUGGCACUUGCCUUCCUCUUUCUUUUCGUAAUUCUGGAUUCUCUCGCUUUCCAUUUACUACUCAUUCUAGCUCUCCAUCUCAUCAUGGUCCUCAAUCUGUUGAAAUGUCCUCUUCACCAUUUCGACCAUCAUCUCAAUCUAAACCAUCGGCCGCUCUAUCAUUCUCACUCGAAGCUGGUUUCUCUUUAUCACCUGCGGGCUUUCAUCCGGCUUCCUUUACCGGUCCUGGUUCAUUCGGUGCCUCUCAUCUGGCCCGCAUGGAGUCAGCCUUUUGUCAAAACUUCGUUUGUUGCGCGAUCCCUUUACGCGAUUUACAUGAUUUACUUGAGCAUUUUGAACAAGCUCAUUGUCACGCCGGUGAUAUCGUUGGAGUCGAUGGUUUCGAAGGUGUUACACUAGAUCAAAUGGCAGCAGGUGUGGGUCUUUCCGCCGAACUCGGUCUUGGUCCUGGCACCGCCCCUCAGAAUAAUAACUCCGAUUCCAAUGCUCGUCGCCGUCGUCGUCCACCAUCAGUUUCAGUCACUUCACGCGCCGCACCUGCCUCACACACUUUACAUGAGCUGAGAUUUGAGGAUGAAGAAGAAUGGAGCUCAGGACAUGAUACAAGUCGAAGUGGUUCACCGGCUCAUCUCAACCGGUCCCCUCUACAAUCACAUUCAGAGAUGCAAACCGGUUCAGAAGUUGAAGAGGACACAAUGACUCGAUUAGGAAAGACAUUGAGGGAAACACUUGGAACUCUAAGACCUAAUCCGAUCACCAUCGAUCGAUCUCGUAAUUCCUCAAAUUCACGUUCUCGGUCUGGUUCACUUUCCGAAUCUCAUGAUGAUAGAACUUCAGCAGCCGAUCGAGCACUUUCAGAUUUAAUCGCAAGUUUCAGAUCUAAAGCGCGUGGAAAUCGACAUGAUCCUCUUCAAAGUUCAAGACAUUCGAAACAUGAUAAUGGAAAUACAAAUGGGUUCUUUGGGCGAAUUGGAGUUGCACCAAGCGAGUUGGAUGGUAGAAAUCAUCGAAUGGAAGGAGGAGCCAUCGAUCCAGCCGUCUUACUCGAAAGUCACCCAUUUGAAGGAACUGAUGGACUAACCGAUUCAUUUGGUGAUGAUGAUAUUCCUGAUCAUCUUCAACUUGAUCCAGAGCAACUUUUAAAACAUCAACAACAGCAGAGACGUAGAAGGAGACCGAAUGUGGACCCGGUGACAGGUUUGACUCCUACUGGUCGAUUACCACGCCCUUGGACACCGGUUUCAGAAAAACCUUUCAAGUGUUCGGUACCGGGAUGUGAGAAAGCUUAUAAACAGCAGAACGGAUUGAAAUAUCACAAAACACAUGGACAUUCUUCUCAGGUAGAGUAUUUAGUUGAUCGCACUCUCUAUUCCAAAAGAUUGAUCUUUGUGUUUGUUGACUAUGAAUCCCAUUAUUUCAACAGGCCAUUCUCACAGCCGACGAAGAAUCCAAAGCGUUCAUAUGCCAUGACAUUGUAUGUGGGAAAAGAUACAAGAAGACCACAUGGAGCGUUGGGGAUCCAAUUACUUUCACUUGGAGUUCACCCACCUCCUCAAUAUCCUCCUGGUCAUAAGAAAUCUUCGAUGAUCAACUCUAGUAAUCCUUCGUUUUGUCCGCCGGCUUCUUCUUCUUGUUCUUCGCCUCCGUCUUUUUGA